AUGGGCUGUGCAUCUUCUUCUGCUAUUCCAAAACUACCGGAAACGUACCACCAACUAGCACCCGUUGAAGCAAAAUUAUGCGCUUCUGCGAUCACGACGCUUCGUUUGCGUGACCGUUUCUGGGAUUCACCUAACGGUGAGGAUUUUGUAAUUUGCAACACUGAAUGGGGCCACGAUGUGUUCCGUAUUCAAGGAACAACGUCGGCCAUGAAAACGUUACGUGACCCUCUUCGUAAUCCACUCGUGCAUAUAAAACGCGAGCUUUUGGCUCCCACUCCGACCUAUAACGUAUACGACGCCAAGACUUCAGCAUCCAAAUUGUUUUCAAUCAAGGCAUUACCUGAGCUUAAUGUCGAAUUCCAGUGUCCUACUUUGGACCAAAAAUGCCGCAUUGGACUCACCGGCAACUGGGCGAAGCGUCAAGCUUCGAUCUGGAUGGAACAAGGACGGAAAGGUUCACGCACUACCAUCGGUCGUGUCUUCCGUUCGACUGCGAGUCGCAGCUCUGUCGCCACUACGCGCAGCUCCUCUUUGUCCUGUAGUCAAACAGAUGACGAGUACUUUCUUGCCAUUAUGGGUGGGGUAGAUAUGUCAAUGAUGGUACUCAUCUGCAUCGCGUUGGAGCAGGCUCAUAGCGAGGAUUGGUAA
This is a messenger RNA of Peronospora belbahrii, 648 nucleotides long. NCBI's taxonomy places the organism in Eukaryota, Oomycota, Peronosporomycetes, Peronosporales, Peronosporaceae. The record is from the annotation of a GenBank genome assembly.